AUGGUUCUUGCAACUCAGAGCCGCAAACGCAAGGCUGCUUCCCGCGAGGAGCCUACACUGCCUCCGCGUGAGGAGCUCGCAAAUGGCAACCUCGAAGGAAUUUUAUCUGAAGGCGACGAUUCCGACGACAGUGAAGAGGUGGAAUUUGAUGGAGAGGAUGAAGAUGAGGAGGAUGACGAAGAUGAAGAGGAGGAGCUAGACAGCGACGAGAUCCCCUCUGAAGACGACGAGCAAGACAUUCGCGACCAACUGCGCAACCUCAAAACUACCGACUCGAAACGAUCUGUCGACGAAGACGACGAGGACCUCAAGCCCAACUACACCGUCACCACAGAUGCAAACGGCAACGAGCGAUACGUCUACCGCGAGAUUGAUCCCGUCUAUGACUCGGACGACUCGGAUGCUGGCGACGCCAAAAACACAAUCGGAGACAUUCCUCUCUCUUUCUACGACUCAUACCCUCACAUCGGUUACGAUAUCAAUGGCAAGAAGAUUAUGCGCCCGGCCAAGGGCGAGGCUCUGGAUGCCCUCCUCGACAGCAUCGAGUUGCCCGAGGGCUGGACUGGUUUGACCGACCCUCAGACUGGCAAGCCCCUGGAGCUUAGCAGAGAUGAGUUGGAGGUUCUCAGGAAGUUGACAAGAAACGAAGCUCCUGGCGAUGGCUACGACCCAUACCCUGACAUGGUCGAGUGGUUCACAAGCAAGACCGAGAUCAUGCCCUUGAGUGCUGCUCCUGAGCCCAAGAGAAGAUUCGUGCCCAGUAAACACGAGGCUAAGCGUGUCAUGAAGAUCGUUAGAGCCAUCAGAGAAGGAAGAAUCAAGCCCUGGAAGGAACCUAGUGAGGAGGAACAAAAGGACGACGACGUGCAGACUUACGAUGUCUGGGCAGACGAGACGCCCAGAGCCGACCACGCCAUGAACAUGCCCGCUCCCAAACUGCCGCCACCAGGAUAUGCCGAGUCUUACCACCCUCCACCGGAGUAUCUCCCCGACGCCAAUGAGAGAAAGACCUGGGAGCAGGCUGACGAGGAGGAUCGCGACAGAGAGUACCUGCCCACUGAUCAUUCCGCUCUCCGUAGAGUCCCUGGUUAUGAGAAGUUCAUCAAGGAGAGAUUCGAGCGCUGUCUGGACUUGUACCUUGCUCCUCGCGUUCGCAGAAGCAAGCUCAACAUCGACCCUGAAUCUCUUCUUCCCAAGCUUCCUUCUCCCGACGAUCUCAGACCUUUCCCUACUGUUUGCGCCACUCUGUACAGAGGCCACCAAGGUCGUGUGCGCUGCGUCUCGGUCAGCCCUACUGGUACCUUGAUUGCCAGUGGUGGUGAUGACGGCACUGUCAGGGUUUGGGAAUUGCUUUCUGGUCGUCAACUCUACAGCGUCAAGCUUUCUUCCGAGGAGGCUGUCAAUGCCGUCAAGUGGAGACCUACUCGUGACACACUCAUCAUUGCUGCAGCUUGCGGUGAAACCGUCUACUUCAUCACACCUUUGUCACUUUGCUCGCCUGAGAUUGAACAAGCCAGCAAGGAUGUUAUUGACGCUGGAUUCGGAUACGCUGCCAAGCCUGCCACUACUAAUGCUGGUGCUGAGAAAAAGAUCCCCUCAUCUGUUUGGGCCAGACCCGAAUCGCAAAAGCUGCAAGAUCAGGGUGUCCUCCUUGCUUGCACCAUGCGUUCCAUCAUCAAGGUUAUCAACUGGCAUCGUCGUGGUGACUACCUCAGCACCGUUUCGCCGGCUGCCACUUCUACUGCAGUAGCCAUUCACACUCUUACCAAGCACCUCACACAACAUCCUUUCCGCCGCUUGAAGGGUAUCGCCCAAACUUGUUCGUUCCAUCCUACCAAGCCUUUGUUCUUUGUUGCCACAAGACAGUCUAUCCGUCUGUACGAUCUCCAACAGCAGAAGCUCGACAAGGAGUUGAAGCCUGGUGCUCGAUGGAUCAGUUCCAUCGAUGUACACCCCGGUGGUGACAACUUGUUGGUUGGUUCUUAUGACAGAAGACUGUUGUGGCACGAUAUGGAUCUUGCCGCUACACCAUACAAGACUCUGAGAUACCACCAGAAGGCCAUCAGAAGUGUGCGCUACCACCCCAACUCUGGCCAAUACCCGCUGUUCGCAGACGCCAGUGACGACGGUAGCUUGCAGAUCUUCCACGGCAAGGUUGUGGGUGACAGCUUGGAGAAUGCGCUGAUUGUGCCUCUCAAGGUGCUCAAGGGACACAAGGUCACGGGAGAACUCGGAGUGUUGGAUGUUGAAUGGCACCCUCGCGAGCCAUGGCUGGUCAGUGCAGGUGCCGAUGGAACCAUCAGGCUAUGGUGUUAG
Aureobasidium uvarum is the source of this 2316-nucleotide messenger RNA. Lineage: Eukaryota; Fungi; Ascomycota; Dothideomycetes; Dothideales; Saccotheciaceae. The record is from the annotation of a GenBank genome assembly.